Messenger RNA from Actinia tenebrosa (Australian red waratah sea anemone), 3213 nucleotides. RefSeq lists its product as uncharacterized. The record is from RefSeq and is a predicted model, not a curated record. NCBI's taxonomy places the organism in Eukaryota, Metazoa, Cnidaria, Anthozoa, Actiniaria, Actiniidae. Gene Ontology annotation, molecular function: protein binding.
AAUCCAACCGAGAAAAUUUAAAUGAAUAGAGGGAAAUCUAGUUGGGCUUAAAGGUUCCCUACAUAUGUUUUACGAGUCAUAUAUGACUUCUAUUAUUUUCAUGCGGUCUUCAGCUGAGUUUCAGUUGCRAUAACGUGGCGAAAAUGAAGUCGAACCCAAAUGGAUCGAACUAAGCCAUACAUAGUAGCCUGAAAGCGAUGCAACAAGUGAAAUGCCGUUUAUGGUAGAAGAAUGGGACGAAAAAGCCAGCCUCUCCCCACACCAUUUGUCUUACGUCAUCAGCAUUUUACUUCCUAAACGACUGGUAACUUUAGAUCGAGACAUCAACCUCGAAUCACAGCUCAAAGCAUAUUGUGAGGAGAAACAUAUAACAAAUGCUGUACCGGUGGGCAGUUCAACAGAGGGUCUCAAUAUUCCACAUUCCAUGUCAAUCGAACUAAAUUCAGAGCUUGGCACUCAUGCAGACGCAGAUAUCUUGUUUGUCGAGAAGGAUUUCCGGAUAUCCACAUCAGAUCCUAUCCAGUGUUUAAAUAUCCAAGCGACAUUGGAAUCUGGAGACGUUCACCCAGGUUACACCAGAGUGCGUUUACACAAGUGCACCGAGGACCUCAGAGAUGUUAUUACUCUGAAUGAUAAAAAGUACCUGAGCGGGCAGAGGAUUCAGAAUAGAAUGCACAAGAAAGUCGUCAGCAGUGGUCCUGAAGACGAUCAAAAAUCCAUAUUGAUUCAUGGUCCAGCAGUGUCGGUAGAGUACUCGACCAUCUUAAAUGCUGAAAAUAUACAAACCUAUGGUCUUAGGAUUGACCUUGACAUGGUUCUCGCUGUUCAAGUUAACAAAUGGCCCUUGGAGGCAAGGGAAUGGGUGGAAAGAGCGAAACAAGGAAAAUGGCUUGAAAAUGAUUUGGUGGAAGCCAUUGUUACAGAAGGAUACCAUGUCGUUCCAGUUGCGCACAAGCAAAGCCUUAAUCCAGAUGUAGAAUGGAGAAUUUCUUUUGCAACUACAGAAAAACGAAUAGCAAAAAGUGCUGUAACUGAUGCUCAACGGCAGUGUUAUAUCUACUUCAAAAUACUACGGUACCUUUGUUUGAAAGAUUUGGAUGUGCUUUCCUCGUACUGUUUGAARACAGUCUUCUUCUAUGCAUGUGAGGCUAUUCCAAAGUCUUACUGGGAGACCCAUAUUGGACAGUGCUUGCUUUACUUGCUUGAUAGUUUGAUAAGUUGUGUUAAACGGAAAAACAUCCCAAGUUUUUUCAUACCAAAGAAUAAUCUUGUKGAUCACGUACCAGACGAAAAAUGGCUAGAAGUGGAAGCAAGACUCCUUGAAAUAAGGAAAGAUCCUAUAUCACCAAUUUUGAAUUUUACUGACACAAAUGCUAUUAGCAAUAUUGAGAUUCCAUUUGUAUUUCGUACAAAUAUUGCGUACGUCUUGGAAGACAUGRAAAAGUUCAAAGUCCACAGAGACAUYARAAAAUCCGCAUUCGAUGCGUUUUUCACAACGUCGUUCAGAAUGAGUUUGCUUCUYUURRACCAAGGCAAACCAAAAGAUGCUGUUCAGAUUUUAAUGGAYUCUUAUCCRAUGAUAAACAGAUAUCUUGGUCCGAUGCCUCUUAUUCACUAUCUAAACGAAGCGUCGAUUGCAAUCCAAGAUGGCCGGCUUUUUYUCCUUUUGAUUCAAGAACUGCUCGGAAUGGCCGACCACUAUCCAGAGUUUAAGCAUUUCUAUGAAAAUCUGCCUUGUGCGUACCAUGCAGCUUCACACACCUAUCCAGAAGAAUCGCCCGAGAGAAAUGAAUAUCUACAGAAGGCAGGGCAAGUUAUACAGGAACAAAUCGAAGCCCAGGGUUUAAAGUCUUGCGGAACACAUGUCACGCAUGCUACCAUUCUUAUGACACAAAAAAGAUACAAGGAGGCCAUACGAAYUCUUGAAACCGUGGUAGACGAAGCGGAUAAAAAGACAAAGGAAGAAAUCCAAAGUGAUGUAACRGAAUUUGGAUACAGUGAACAAAUAUGUCUUGAUUCAGAUUUACAGUUAGAAAUAACGACACAUAUGAAAAUAGAAGCGCCGUCGCUUAUCUUUGUGUUUUAUUUCCUGAUAAAAUGUUUAGUACAAGAAGAUGAAGUAACCAAACUAAAGAGCUUUUUCGAAGAAUAUCAAAAGGUGUGCUCACUGUGUGAAGAUGUAAAUGGWWAUAAACUUCUUGGUUAUAGCUAUUAUCAWGUAGGAGAGAAGCAAAAGGCCAAGGACGCCUUCGUUGCAGCUUURCAGAARAUGCCAGGAAGCAAACUACUUAUAGCAAACAUUGAAAAAUGUCAAAGCACGUAAUUUCGCAUCUGGCAUGGUUUGGCAGUAAAGACAUGCCUUCAUAAAAUAUUCUCGAAACAGAGCCAAAUGCCAAAGGACAUAAUAUAAGCUUACCAGAUAAAGUGGUUUUGCGGUUGCGGCAUGGUUUAMGUUAUAAAUUUCCAUUCGACGUUAUUCAUUGGAAAUUUUUCAGACAAUAGGAGCUUAAACGUUCAGCUGAUUAUCGACAAUAAGAUAAAUUAUCUAGCUAAAAACUAGUGUGAGCUGCGUCGGUGUUUCUGAUGAAACAGUAAUGAUAAAAAGGUAAAUUAUACACCGUGAAAAAGAUGAAAAAACUUACUGACGUUUCGGACGCUAGUCCUUCGUCGGAGUAAUGAAUAAUUUACCUUUUUAUCAUUACUCCGACAAUAAGAUAAUUGAUUUGGAUUUAUUCUGCCAUUUUGCCUUCCUACUGACGCGGUUUUAGAAUGCCUCAAUAUCCUUGUAGAUAGCACGGUCGUAACCGAAGAUUAGAAUACUGACUUUGUGACCCUGUAUCAGUYGUUUUGGCGCCGUAAAAUUAGCUGUUAACUCAAUGGCACGUGAGCUGUAAAUAUAUUUUUAACACUCUUACCUUGUAAUUACUAAUUGAAUUAUUGAAUUACUUCUAUUUCAAAGAAAGUUGUCGCAAUAUGGUUAAUAMGGUUAUUAAUUUACUGCAUGCAUAAAAACAAAAUACUUGAUUCACUAUCUCUUGACCUCGUGUCACACAAAGAUAAUUAAGUUUACYUAUCCUUCCCAAAGUGAAGGCGGUUAAUUAAGGUAAAGGCGCGCCAAAAAUUAUAUCUAAUCAUUUCGAUGUUUCGAGCAAAGUAUGACUAGAAAUUAUAACAAGCCAAUAAAUUCCAUACCACUUCAUUUUAAACAUUCUA